GUGCUCGUUUAACCUGUUGCACAAGAUCAUAGCUUCAGACACAAUUUCCAUAAGUUUGAUAAAUGUGAUGCCAGGUGUGCAGAAGUAACAUUUUCUCCUUAGGUUUGUGUAAAUCCAGUUAUUUUCAAUUUUGUUUUUUUUUUCUAGUUUCUCAAACAUAUGGCAGUCAGAGUGUUUAUUACAUGGAAUAGAUAUGUUUUGCUUCUAUCCAAUUAAACCAUACACCCCAUGUUAUUUUAUAUGUGCAGCGAUGCUGUUAUUUUGACUAGGCUUAGAUUUGUUUUGAACUUGACUUGUUUUACGUGGGGGUUGGUUUGUUAGCUGCACAACAGUGAUUCAUAAAGUCUGGUAUAAUUGGGUUCUCAAAAAUAAACAAAAAUUCAACUUGAAUCAGUUGGACGUUGUGUAGUAAUUUGUAUUUAUCUAUAAAAUGCAGCAAUUUUAAAAUAUGCAAUGGAAUAAAAAGUUAAGCGCAUAUAAAGUAAAAACAAGUGUGAAAUUGCCCUUGAGUGCACAAGUUACAUGAAAGUGCAGUACUUCAUUUUUUCUCUUUCAUCAACAUAGUUUAAACAACCCAAAGAAAUGUAGACUUUAAUCAGACUGCAGGUUUGGCUGUGGUAGGACUGUGUAUAAGCACAGCGAAGACCAAUCAAUAACCAAUUUAUUAGCUACAUCUGCACGUCCAAUGCAGCAACGGUCCUUUACAUUUCUGUUGAAGCUGUCAGAAAUAAUUGAUAAUUACAGUGAUGAUCAUAUCAAACCAUAGGAGGUGCUUCAGUUGUACAGGACUGUAGAAAAAGAAAUGUGUGUACGAUUUGUGAAAAUGUUGAAGCCUUCCUCCUGCAGAGUCACCAUCUGCCUGAAGCUACAGCAACGCUCACACUCGUCCUCCAGCUGUGUAAAACGACAACACUGCUCACAAGUUUAUUUGCACGUGGCAGCACAACAUACAGUUCGUCAUCGUGUGCAUGUAUUGUUUUAUUCUUUGGUGAUUUAACACAGGGACUGUGAUUGAGAACAUGAACAUGAUGGCAUAAAAAGACACUUAUUAGUUAUUUCAGCCAAGUAGAAACACUAACGAAUGAAGGUGCUGGGUCAGAACCCAGACAUCAUUCAUGCUGAUCGUUCAUUCCUCUACAAAACACUCUAAAUUUACUCUGAAGUCACUUUUUAUCACAUUCCUCACCAGAGCUGACACAUUCUUUCUUUCUCCAUAUUCCAUCCCGCCCACUUUGACAAUUCCUCUUUGACAACACUUCUCCUGACCUUUGGUGGUGCCGCCUGAAAGGCCCCCCCGCCCCCUGCUCUCUCAGCCCUGCACCAUUCCCAUGGCCGUGUUUGGCCGGGGACUCAUCCCUCAUCCCCCUCUAAAACCCUUUGUUGGCUGCUGAAAGUUGGCCGAUGCCGAGAGCAUCAGGCCCAAGUUGUUGGAUCAAUAUAAACAUCCAUCACUUCACCCAGCGCCUUUCUGAGUGUCACCAUGAACAGUUCACUAAACAAUGCCUUAUUUAUGUGAGCCAUUAGAAGGAAUGAACUGCUCUUCUCUUUGAUUUGGGUGAAGUGAAGAAAUAACUCUGGAGCAUUUUUUUCCUUCCCCUUGUGCUUUUAAAGCCCACAUUUCCCCCCGUUCUGUUUUCUGAUUAUUGUCCUAAACCAACGCAUAAAGUAUCUUUAUGCCUUUCAGUAAACAGUGUGUAAAAUAUCCUAAGCCAUUAGACACACAUCCACAAACCCGAGAACCAACUCCAACACUUUAAGUGAGAUACCUAACGUCUAUUGUUGUUGCUAUUGUUUGGAAUUAGGGGAGACUCUGAACUUCCUGUCUUAUAACAGUGUUGACAGAGCAACUGUCAGAAAUAAAUGAAAAAUUGCUAAUGUGGCAGCAUGUUUAGAUUGCGAAGCCUGCCUGCACCUCAACGGUUGCUAUCUGCUCUGGUUUCACUAGAAACUGAAUAUUCUAAGGCCUCUGACCUUUUAUGAUUGUAAUAUAGUAAAUCCUCACAGACUUGCAGAAAAAGUGUUUUCAUUAAAAAACUAAACAACUUAACUACUAAAGAAAUUAAUAAUUAAGCAUAAAAAUAUAUUUGUUUAACUUUGUUUUUCUAACCCUAACAGACAGGCGGACGAACAUACACACAGACAGAUACUGUAGAUCUGUGUUGCAGAAAAGGAAGUUGGCUGUAUAGAAUUUCAAAUUUAAAUCAAUUAUAAUCUAUAAUGAAAAAAGAAUUAUGGAUAUUUGGUUGGAUAUUUAUUGUGUAAAAGUUGUGUUUUUAAUGAUAGAAAUCUACGGAGUAAGUUGCUCAAAGUGUAAGGCACCUUUUUUUAGAAGUAGGCUUAUUUUGAAAAGGCAAUGGAGGAAGUGGACGUCACUGCACUACUUUGACGUUGUUGCGUUGAACGGAGAGUUCGGUGCUGUGUGUCAUUAUAGGACGAGUUACUUAAAGGUUGGAUAUAUCAGUAUUUAUCAGGAUAUAUCGGUAUUUAAGGUUGGAGCUUAUAUAAACAAAUGUAGUGAUUUCUGACAAAAAGGAGCGUGCUCGCCCGUUAGUUUACUCAGUGUUAAUUAAUAAGUCCUGACUUUACUGGUUAAAAUGCCUAAAAGUGUUUUCGUGCCCGUAGUGGUGUCUGUGUGUGGAUUUCUUCUGUCAGCGUCCAGAGCGCGCUCAGCAGAGGCGGCGCCGCGCAUCGUGCACCACCCGUCUGACGUGGUGGUGGCGGCGGGACACCCUGCCGCGCUGUCCUGCCGGGCCGACGGCAGCCCCCCGCCGGCCGUCCGGUGGCUGCGCAACGGCCAGCGCCUGCAGACGGACGCGCCGCAGCCCAUGGUGCUGUCCGACGGCAGCCUCUUCUUCCUGAGCGUGGGCGGCGGCAGACGGGGUCAGUCCCACGAGGGCGUGUACGCCUGCGUGGCCAGCAACGGCGCCGGGACGGCCACCAGCCGCAACGCAUCGCUGUCCAUCGCAGUGUUGCAGGAGGACUUCAUCGUGCAGCCCAGUGACGUGGAGGUGGCAGAGGGUGAGACGGCCGUGUUGAAGUGUGGGCCCCCAGUGGGACGCCCUCAACCCAACAUCAUGUGGAAGAAGGACGGCGUGCCCAUUGACAGCACUGACCGUCAGUACACUGAGCUGAGUGGGAAGCUUAUCUUCGCUCCUGCAGAGAAGAACCACUCAGGCUCCUAUGUGUGUGUGGCCAGCAACACGGUGGGAGUGAGGGAGAGCAGGGCAGCUCGGCUGUCUGUGCUGUCCAAGCCUGUGUUAGUGCUGAAGCCAGAGGAUGUGUCAGCCACAAUGGGGGAGUCUGCCCAGUUCUACUGCCAAGCUACAGGUGACCCUCCGCCUGCUGUGGUGUGGAGCAGAGAGCAAGGGCCUUUGCCCAACGGCAGGUAUCUGGUAAACCCAGACCAAACCCUGCAGAUCCACUAUGUGACAGCCCAGGACGCUGGUAAAUACACCUGCACUGCUGCCAAUGAUGUAGGUGUGGCCACUGCCAGCGCACAGCUGCAGGUUGAAGAGGCUGCUAGCACCACACAAAAAGACCUUCACAAAGAGAUGUCAGCCCUGCGAGUGGCCCUGGAAAACGUCACCAUCAGUGCCUCUGGGUCCACUAUGUCCCAAGUACAGUGGAAGCUCCUGUCGCCCCCGGAUCAGCCGCAUUACCUGGACGGCUUUGAGGUCCUGUACCGCUCCCUGCUGCCCGCCGUCUCAGACUGGGCGGCACAGAGGGCCAGGCUGCCUGCCUUCCAGACUCUGCUGGGCCCCUUAAAGAGAGGCUACAAGUACGAGAUCAAAGUCCGUCCCUACGGCAGCAACCUGUACGGGAGGGAGAGCAACACGCGCCACCUGCGGGUUCCAGAGACAGUGCCCGGUGCUGCACCUCUAGCUGUGUCCGUAGCAGUGAGCCAUGAGCAGAAUAACACCAUCAGCCUGAGCUGGGAGCCUCCUCCGUAUAGAACUCACAAUGGCAUCAUCCAGGGCUACCAGGUGUGGUGCGUGGACACUGAGGAGCAGCAGUAUCAGAACUGGACAGUGAAUAGUGGCCAACACAGCCUUGAAAUCUUUACUCUCAAACCACACAGAAGAUACUGGCUCACCGUCGCGGCUGUCAAUGGAGCUGGAGUAGGAGCGCUGAGCGACCCUUAUGGGUUCGUUCUCAACUCAGACACAGGCGCCACCCUCCACUCAGAGAUCCAAAGUGGGGAUGUGUCUGAGGUGUGGGCCCUGCUUCAGCACCCGGUGCUGAUUGGCAGCAUCGGUGCCCUCGUGUGGUGUCUGCUGAUGCUUGCAGCUGUCUGUCUCUUCACACACCGGAGCAAAAGAGGCCACCUGAUACUAGGACACAGCAGGGUGAAGGGUUUGCAGAGACUGGCCAGUGAGGAUCUUGUUAUAAAACACAGGAUGGUGGCUCCUGACUCCCCGUGGCUCUCUUCAGGCUGGAGACCUGCCUUCAACCACAAGUAUCAUGACUUAUGGGCCCAAGGGCAGAAAACUCCAGGCAUCAGUAGUAGCAGCCUCCCAGUGUCAUCCAUAAGUGAGCAUGGCCGCCUGGAUGCAGCCAUUCCCAUCGUGACAGACAGCUGUGGUGUCUAUGGCACCUUCUACGUGGAUCUGAUGGGGAACGGCCUGAAGACCUUUAACAGUCCAGGGCGUCAGCCUAAGAUGCCUCACGGUCUGUCCCAUCAGCAGGGAGCUGAGACCAUCCAGAUAUUCACUCAGCCGGUGGCCACGACCUCAGCUGCCGGGAGACAGGAGGUGCUGCCGUGGAAACAGGCCAUACGCCUCCAGCCUAAGAUGGGCGUGCUCCGGGAAUCAUGGGAAAAAAAGCACAGCAAGCAAGAGUUGCAUGCAGUGAAUAGCGUCCCCAUACUGUCUACAGGAAACCAGGCUCGUUCAACUGGUGCCUGGAAACAGAGACUCAGUCACAUUCCAUCAAGCCGACAUGGUGGACACCCAGAGAACUGUAACGCUGUUGGAUGUCCUCGUCUGCUGCAUUACUCUGCAUCAGUACACCUGGUAGACGUGUUACCUCCACCCCCUACGAUACCCAGAGACAGCCUCACCUCAGACGAGGGCUCCAGUCAUUCCACAAAGCUGACUGAGGACAUGACAUCAGUGUGCGCCUCAGCCGGCCCCUGUGGUCAACCAAGACACAACAGCAGCUUCAGCAGCAACAACAACAACAACAACAACAGCAGCAGCAGCAUCCCCUCCUACUGCCGCCUGUCCUCUGCAUCGUAUUCCACUACCCUGGAUGAGGAAGCGGGUGGCACACUGACGGCACAGGAAGCCACCCAGUACUUGGAACUCUGCCCUAAACCUGAGAGGUGCAGCAGCGCCCUGCCGGAGCCCCGCCGCUGCCUGUCCCACCCGUUCUCCGGCACGCUGGGCCCCGUGGGGGGGCCGCCGCCGGAGCACCAGGGGGCGCCCGUGGGCCUGUGGCACGCCGGCCUCCGCAGCUCGCCCUCCUCCUGCUGCAGCGACUGGGACGGCUCCUUGUGGAACACCUGGAGCUCGGUCACGGAGGGGACCCUGGCCAGCGCCCGCUCCAGCCUCAUCAGCUCUGUGGACAGCUGCUGCACGGCCGACAGCAACCUGGCCCGACUGCUGGCCAUGAGCGGAGCUUCUGUGUCAGACUUCUCUCCACCAGCGUCCCCCCUCAGCGCCUGGUUUCCUUCGCUCCGCGCCGGACCCGACUCUCCGGACCUGGAGCCCGUUCCUGCGUGGGACUGGAGGUCGGCCUGGACGGGGGAGGUGGAAGCUCCGUUCAGAUGCCGCUGUCCUGACAGGGACAACAAACCCUCUGACACUUGAAGACAUAAACAGGACGGGUUUAAAGAAGGCAGCGUCAGGGCUGCAAGCGAGAGGAGGGCAGAGUGUGAGAAGCCCAACAUAUAAGAAGCAAUAAAUAUCAGUAUUUGAAAUAUAAUUGGAACCCACGGUUUGAUGUUUGGUUAAUGCACAUCUGCUGAAGUUUCUAUUAACAUACUGGUUUUCCUCAGGGCAGUCAGGCUUUUAUUUGGUAUCCUUCAAAUGACUUGAAGUUUGUUUUGUUUUUCCUGUCCUUUCCUCUGUCAUUAGAAAAGUGGAUAAUGAGCCACAUCCCCUGGGAUGUUGUCAGUCAGUGAGUUUUGAAAAGGGAGAGUGAGACAGUGGGAAACAGGAGCUGGCGUUGGCUUCCUUAUUUCCAUACAUUUGUUUCAGGAUUCCCACCAACACACAGUGUAGCUUAGUGUUUUUUGUACAGUGGAAAUGUAAAUAUGCAUCAUGCAGUACUCAACAAAUGUUAUUUAAAUAAUUUUAUACAUCUUCCAUCUUCCUGUUUUGCUCUUUCACUUGCAUUUUAAUAGUAAGAUGUCUUUAUGCACACUGUUCACUUUUACAUGUUACGCUAAGUUAGCAUUAGCAUUAUGCAAAACAUACUCUAUUUUUUAACUUACUGUAAGUAGACCUUUAGGCUUUUUAAACAUUACAAUUGAACUAACUUAAGUUUUUACCCUCUAAAUAACUUAACUUUUUGAGUACAUGUGCUGUUUGCAUGUUUGUCUACAUCCUCACAAAUUAUAGUAGCAUUAAAAGAAAUGUGUGAGUAUUUUCGUUUUUCGUACACAUUGUAUAUUACAGGUGUGUUUUAAUAGAUCUGAUUAAAACGUAUAUUAAUUUGAA
This is a messenger RNA of Betta splendens (Siamese fighting fish), 6662 nucleotides long. RefSeq names its product roundabout, axon guidance receptor, homolog 4 (Drosophila) (gene robo4). The transcript has 19 exons. Gene Ontology annotation, molecular function: protein binding. Gene Ontology annotation, biological process: axon guidance; cell-cell adhesion. The coding region runs from base 2595 to 5810 and encodes 1071 amino acids. Lineage: Eukaryota; Metazoa; Chordata; Actinopteri; Anabantiformes; Osphronemidae. Gene Ontology annotation, cellular component: axon; plasma membrane. The record is from RefSeq and is a predicted model, not a curated record.